AGGGAGAGAGGCCGGGCUGAGCUCUGCCCUCUUUCAUUCAUUCAAGGGAACUGCUCCCCCUCCCCCCACUCCGUGGAGGCAGCUCAUGCUCAGCACACACAACCGGAGUGGGGGCUGAAGGAGCUACUGUUGCAGCCGCCGCCGCGGGGCUCCAGCGCCCUCCUCCAGAGCGAGGGACGGGGGAAGCCCCCCUGGUCUUUUUUGGGGCCCCCAGAACUGCGCAGCUUGCAGAGCGGAGACAGCGGCGGGCCCGGUGUAGUAUCACUUUGUCAUAUUCAUCAACGAGUGGUACACUAUGCAUCUGAGCAUGCUCCAAAGCAUUGGAGCAUGCUUAGUAUGGUUAAAUGAAGCUCCUUUUCGUUUUCUGCCAAAAACCCCUAUCAGAUUUUCAUUUCUGAUUAAAAUAUCAAAGAGAUGCAAUCCAGAUUCUGCAAAAAAAAUCACAUGUGAUUGGAUGUGCAAUUAUGUAACAAAAUUACUCUGAAACCUAAAGAAGAAUGACUACAAUGGUGCAUCUCAAGGAUGAAUGUUAAUUUCUGUGAAAGGCCUAGAGAACUGGCAAGAAGCGAGCAGGAAGGAGACUGAGCAUGAGCUGUGACACGGAAGUUUAUCAGGAAAGAGGAGGAGGAAGUACUGAAACCUGAUGGUGUCGGGGAGAAUAACAAACUAGCCUAUCAGAAAACCCUACAGUGUCCCACUCGUUGAUGAAUAUGACAAAGUGAUACUACAGGGGCCAUUGGUGGGGCUGAGAGCAGCUGAGACAACCCUUCCUCCAUCGACUCCACCACGCUGCCUUCGCUGGCUCCAUCCACUGCACAGACGACGUGACAGGCGGCAAGAGCCCCUCCAGGCGGGGCUGGCGACUGCUGCUGCCCGGCAGCCUCCCGCUCACGGCCCCUUCCAGAACCUCUAACGGGAACAGACAGCAGGCCAGCCACUGAGCUGGCUUCUCCUGAGCCUGGCCUGGCCUGGAUGUGGCCCGAUUCCGUCUGUGGCCCCAAAAAGACAAAAUAUGCUGCUCUGUGGAAAGAAACUCCCCAAGAGCCGAAGACACUGGCCUUGAACCCCACAUCACAAAAGUGAAUCGGCUUCACUGGGCUUCGGUUUCCAGAGGUGUCCUCGUGGGGAGCCACAGUCAUGGGCUUGGAAGUGGUUUGAAUGUGCAGUGUGGACGCAUUGGCCUGAACAUAGCAUCCCACCGGCGCUUCUGGGUUCUUCUUUCCCCAGAACCCAUCUUGCAGGAUGAUCGCCCCGAAGCCUUUGUGUGCAUGUCUCCGAUUCCCCCAGCGGCACACAUCGGGGGUGAAGCGCAGUAGCCACAACUGUCUCCACUGACGCCACCUUCCGGGAUUCCCUGCCAGUGCUGGCCAAUGGCCGGCUUCUCCUCGCAGGCCCCGGCUCCCCUGUGCUGGACGGGUGCCCGUGGAGGACUCCAGGACUGACCACUCGGCUCUUCUUUGGCUGCCCGAGAACAGGAGCGUCCCCACGAUGCCUCUGGAGUGGCUGAUGAGCUGGGGCGGGUCCCUCGACGGGCUGCGGGACUUGAUCGGCACGGGGAUCCAGUCCGUGCGGGACUGCGACACGACGGCACUGGGCACGGUGGCCUUCCUCCUCACCCUCUUUGUGUGGUACUGUUACCACGUUGGGCGAGAGCAGCCCCGCCCGUUUGUCAUGGUGAACUCGCUCAUCCAGGGCUCCGACGCCAACGGCCUGCAGAACGGCUACGCCCACUGCCACUCCCCAGAGUGCGUGCGCUGCGCCCACAGCGACGGCCUGAACCAGAAGCUGUAUCACAACCUGCAGGAGUACGCCAAGCGCUACUCCUGGGCGGGCAUGGGCCGCAUCCACAAGGGCAUCCGCGAGCAGGGCCGCUACCUGAAUGGCCGCCCCUCCAUCCAGAAGCCAGAGGUCUUCUUCCUGCCCGACCUGCCAACCACCCCCUACUUCUCCCGGGAGGCCCAGAAGCACGACGUGGAGCUGCUGGAACACAACUUCCAGACCAUCCUGGGCGAGUUCGAGGCCCUCUACAAGGCCUUCUCCAACUGCAGCUUGCCCCAGGGCUGGAAGGUCAACAGCACGCCCAGCGGGGAGUGGCUGACCUUCUACCUGGUCAACCAGGGGGCCUGUGUGCCCCGGAACUGCCGCAAGUGCCCGCGGACCUACCGCCUGCUGGGCAGCCUCCGCACCUGCAUCGGCAACAACGUCUUUGGGAACGCCUGCAUCUCCGUGCUGACCCCCGGCACUGUCAUCACAGAGCACUACGGCCCGACCAACAUCCGCCUCCGCUGCCACUUGGGCCUGAAGACGCCCAGCAACUGUGAGCUGGUGGUGGGCGGGGAGCCCCAGUGCUGGGCCGAAGGGCGCUGCCUCCUCUUCGACGACUCCUUCCUGCACACGGCCUUCCACGGAGGUGUGACUGAGGAAGGCCCCCGCGCUGUCUUCAUGGUGGACCUGUGGCACCCCAACGUGGCUGCUGCUGAGCGCCAGGCCCUGGAUUUUAUCUUCGCUCCAGGACGAUGAGGUGAUCUCCCUGGCGUAGCAGGCUGGGGGGCAGGCCGUUGGCCCAGCGGGACCCCCUGAACCUGCCCGUCCUGGUGCAGCCAUGUGCGCGCAUACACACACACAGGGUGUGGGGCUUGCUCCUUGCACCUGACUUUGGUACAGGAAUAUGUACAUUUUUGUACAUGGAAAUGUCCCCACCCCAUCUGCAGUCUUCUUUCCAUCCUUUGCUCAGGGGGAGGGAGGGAGGGGCUUGGGGGGCACCACCAUUCCCCACCCUGCCCCCCUUUCACUCUGUGGUUAAAGGCACAGUGCCACUGUUGUGUGUGUGUGUGUGUGGUGUUGCUCCCUGUGUUUUGCAGUGUCCAGAGCUUCAAGUCUGAGAACAACCCUCGGGGUUUCUUCUCAAUGAAUGUAGCCAUGUCACCUUUCCUGUGGCACCCCCCGCCCCCGGCAAGAAGAACUCACAGAAGGAGGAGAUUGGGGGGUGGGUAGGACCCAGCUCCUUACUGGCUGGUGCUCAGGACAGCCCAGCAACCCCCCCCCCCCCAUGGCUGCAGUGCAGCAGAGGCCUUGUCCAGUGUCUCCACGCUGCUUGUGGGGGGGAAGAGCCUUUCGAGUGCAGAACGAGAGAUGCAGGACCCUCCCCGGCUGAGCCCUUUUAUUCAGCUUUGCACCGGCUUGCUUUGUGCCUUCUGUCUCUGUGGCUCCAGCCCCCUGCUUUCUGCUCUUGCAUCAGGGUGUCCAGCAGCUGCAGUGCUUACUGGGGGAGGGAGGAUGGCGUUGGGCAUGCUGGGUUACCAGCGGGGGGGGGCUGCUGGGCGCCCACUUGUGCCCUCUUUCUGGGAGCCACUGGCGGCUGAGGCAUCUGGCCUUCUACUGCCAGGACUAGCUUUCAUACUCACCCUCUUUGUGGAGGACAGAGCAGGGGGGGGGGGGGAGACGGCCAUGCAUGACUUUUCACCCCCCCGCCCGACUGAGUGGCUGGAAGGAGUCCUGCACCCAAGCAAGACAGCCCCGUGAAGCGUGUGAUGGCUCCGUAACAUUUGUGCCAGCGACAGCCAAGGCUCUCCAAUAAAGCAGUUGUGCUCAAAGAC
Messenger RNA from Hemicordylus capensis (graceful crag lizard), 3596 nucleotides. RefSeq names its product aspartate beta-hydroxylase domain containing 2 (gene ASPHD2). The record is from RefSeq and is a predicted model, not a curated record. The coding region runs from base 1489 to 2520 and encodes 343 amino acids. The transcript is spliced from 4 exons. NCBI's taxonomy places the organism in Eukaryota, Metazoa, Chordata, Lepidosauria, Squamata, Cordylidae.